CUUUUUUCUAUGCCAUUCUGGGCUGCUGCAGGAAGCUAUUGCUCUUUCCCUUCUGGCCACGCACAUUCCGGAGUUCGUCAUACAUACACACAUAUGCAUACGUUCUCUUAUGCUCCCCCGGCCCAGCCCGCGCCUUUCCCCCCUCUACUGUCAGCGCAGGAUUAUCGGCGACCUGUAUCGUUGUAACAAUGGCUAAUUGAUCAUGUAUCCUGCUCAAUAGACUGAGCGAAUCCGAGUUCACCCCACGUCUAGCCAGCUGCACACAGACUCAAGCCCCCCCCCAAACUCGAGACUUGAGUUCAAGUCGAGUCAGUGCCUGCAUACUAUCAGCGGAACUCAGGCCCAUCCUCGCAGAUCUAAUAUUCAGAAAAAAAUAUACAAUGCCGAAAGAUAAAGAGCGCACCAUGAACCCUGCCGCGGCGCAGCGGAAACUAGAUAAGCAGAAGAGCCUCAAGAAGGGCAAGGCCGAAGCGUUGGCCCGCCGGAAUGAGAAACUAGCCCGUCGCAACCCGGAGCGCAUCCAGCGCCAGAUUGAUGAGAUCAAGUCCAUAGAGGCAUCGGGACAAAAGCUGCGGCCACGUGAUCAACAGUUGCUCGAAGCCCUCGAACGAGAUCAUCGCGCGGUGCUCAAGGCUCGAGAAGCACUGGGAGAUAAGGCUCCCAAAUUCGCGAGCUUCGGGUCUAGAAGCGGCGGAGACCGAGACGGUGACGAUGGAGGCGUUUUAGGGAAGCGCAGGAGGGAUGGUGGUGGUGGUAGUGGCGGCGGCGGGCGCUUUGGACGGCAUGAUCGGGAUAGUGAGAGUAGCGACGAGACAGAUGAGGAGGUGCGAAGGAUACCCAUGCCUCGGGAUACACCCCCGCCGAUUCCGCGCCAGUUCCAGAGAAGACCAGGCGGCGACCAGGCCCAGGGUACACGAGGACCACAUGCUCUUCCUGCAAAACCCCCCGUUGUCGAAGCUAAGGCAGUCUAUGAGGCUAAGCCGCAGAUCCGAGACCUGCGACAGGAGGCCAUCAACAAAUUCAUUCCCGCUGCCGUCAGAGCUAAGCAGGAUUCUAUACGAGGGCAGGGUAAACUCUUGGAGCCGGAAGAGAUGGACCGGCUAGAGCAAGCAGGUUACAAGGCAGAAAUGGGCCAAGCAGGGGUAGCAGAGGCAGCAGAGGCCGUAGGUCAACCAGAAACGACAGACGACGAUGCCCAAAGGCGAAUGUUAGAAGAGGAGGAAAGGAGGUUCAACCAGGAGCUUCGAUCAGUUCAAAUCGAAGAAGUUGAAGAUGAGGAGGCAUAGAUCCUAAUGAAUCAAGAUUAAUGAAUAUCCAGGACAAUUAUUUCGGGGC
Aspergillus brunneoviolaceus CBS 621.78 is the source of this 1335-nucleotide messenger RNA. RefSeq names its product WW domain binding protein 11. The coding region runs from base 381 to 1286 and encodes 301 amino acids. The transcript has a single exon. Lineage: Eukaryota; Fungi; Ascomycota; Eurotiomycetes; Eurotiales; Aspergillaceae. The record is from RefSeq and is a predicted model, not a curated record. Gene Ontology annotation, biological process: RNA processing.